This is a messenger RNA of Histoplasma mississippiense, 2508 nucleotides long. RefSeq lists its product as hypothetical. NCBI's taxonomy places the organism in Eukaryota, Fungi, Ascomycota, Eurotiomycetes, Onygenales, Ajellomycetaceae. The coding region runs from base 1 to 2508 and encodes 835 amino acids. Gene Ontology annotation, molecular function: 5'-3' DNA exonuclease activity; damaged DNA binding. The record is from RefSeq and is a predicted model, not a curated record. The transcript is spliced from 3 exons. Gene Ontology annotation, biological process: double-strand break repair via nonhomologous end joining; interstrand cross-link repair; protection from non-homologous end joining at telomere.
AUGAUUAUCUCAUCCAUCAGAGAGCGCUCGUCCUCCAAGCGAACCGUUUCAAAACGGAAUACCUCGAUUCUGAAUUUCUUCAAAAAAUCAGAAACCCCUUCAACAUCGUCACAGAAUCGGAUAACCAAUUACAUGAUCAGUUCACAUAGUAAAGAGAAGAAAUUUCUGUCUACAGACAAUAUACAUCGCUCUGGGAGUUUAUUCUUUACGGAAGAGGUUGAGGAGAACGUUGUGGAUCGCUCCGUCAAGCAUGCUCCAGAUGAGGUCCAAGCGGGGACAGAAUCACUGUCCGAUGAAUUUUGGGACGCAGCGGAAAGUUUUGACAAAGAGGAUAGAUACAAUGCCAAGUACAAUGUUGGUGAAAAAAGACAAAGGGUGAAUAACGCGUGUCACAUUGGAACGUCCGCCCUUGGAAACGACGCAGGGAGGAUUCCUAAAAGGCCGAGAGGAACGAAGGGCUUACCAUCAUCUGUGGGAACAGCACCCAGACCUACUCGUGUCGGCCCAUUCUUGGAUGAACCAGACAGUGAACACGAAUCCAAUCGUGGAUACGACAAGGGCGUUUACAAUCCAGAGACGCUUAGCGAAUUCGAUUAUAAUUCACCAACGGAUUCAUCAAAUGAAUCUCAUGUGAAUUUCACGGAAAACCCCGAUGCUCUGGCUACCUCAACCGCUUAUUCGUCCAGUGGUAAACAUAGCGGCCAUAGCGGAUGCCGAGAAGGGGGGAGUCUUCAAGAUCAAAACUUGGAAAAGUAUGGUGAACAGCGGCUCGGGCUGGGCACCUCCUUGUCAAUAGAAGAAAUCGAUUCAGAAUCCUCUGCACAUAUUCAUGAUAACAGUAUCACGGUGUGCCCGGUCUGCAAUGAAGCUCUUGUUUGUAUCGCUCACGACGAUCUGCUACUUCAUGUGAAUAACUGUCUAGAUGGGAACCCAAGCCCAAUGCCUUCUAAAAUUCCAACCCCACCCGUCCAAUCGAAUUUUGGUAUCUCCAUUAACAGGCAGGAAAAAGCCGUUAUCCCCCGCCCCGGGCAGAUAAAUCCUCUCGCGAUGGAAUUGAAAGGCGAAAAAAUUUCCGCCUUCUCAAAAAUGAUGUCUAGUAACGCCGAAGAUGCUGCAUGGGAAGCGGCAACGGCAAAAGAGGAAGCAUCGAGAGGUAAACAAGCCCAUGAACGUACAUGCCCGUUUUAUAAAAUCAUCCCUGGGUUUUCUACCUGCGUCGAUGCUUUUAGAUACGGCGCUAUCGAGGGAUGCACUGCGUAUUUCCUGAGUCAUUUUCACAGCGACCAUUAUAUCGGCCUUACGCCUUCCUGGUGUCAUGGGCAAAUCUAUUGCAGCACAGUCACAGGGAAUUUGGUACGGCAGCAGCUCAAAGUAGACCCAAAAUGGGUUACUGACAUAGAAUUCGACAAGCCAUUUGAAAUCCCGCGGACAAGUGGUGCCCGGGUCACUAUGUUGCCCGCGAACCACUGUCCAGGAAGCUCCAUAUUUUUAUUCGAAAAGCGAGUUAACAAGAGCCAUGAACCGAAGGUCCGUCGCAUACUCCAUUGCGGCGACUUCCGAGCAUCUCCGACCCAUGUUCAACAUCCCAUACUCCGCCCUGAUAUUACCGAUUCGUUGACUGGGAAAGUCAGGCAACAAAUUAUCGAUGUCUGCUACCUUGAUACAACCUAUCUUAAUCCCAAAUAUGCGUUCCCUAGCCAGGACGACGUUGUUGCGGCAUGUGCAGCUGUUUGUGCUGAUUUAAAUGUAACUGAACAUGGCCAUUCCACAGAUUCAGAAUGCCGUUUGAGCCAUUUGAAAACUUCCGGACAAAGCGACAUGGACGUCUGUUUAAAGGCCCCACAAGCGCCAACUUUGCUACCAUAUGCACAAUCGGAGUCUAGGAAUCGGCUACUUGUUGUCAUUGGAACUUACAGCAUUGGCAAGGAGCGAUUAUGUAUGGCAAUUGCACAUGCGUUGAAUUGUAAAAUAUAUGCCCCAGCGGCGAAACAACGGAUCCUUGCAUGUUUGGAAAAUAGUGAACUUUCUGCACUGAUCACAAACAAUCCUGUAGAAGCUCAAGUUCAUAUGGUAACCAUGAUGGACGUACAUACUGGAACGCUCCUUGAUUACCUUCAUUCUCUCAAACCUCACUUUUCUCGAGUUGUUGGAUUCCGUCCCACUGGCUGGAGCUAUCGACCACCAGCAGGAAGGAUGACCGAUAGUCCCACAGUGUCUUCGGUCUUAUACUCCGAUUCCUGGAAACCUCGCUUUGCCACUAAGGACCUCAUCCCUCAACGUGGAAGCAAUCAAAUAAGCUCGUGCUACUCAGUUCCCUAUAGCGAACAUAGUUCGUUUAGGGAAUUAACAAUGUUCUGCUGCGCGCUGCGGAUAACCAAAGUGAUCCCCACAGUUAAUGUUGGCAGUAAAAGAAGCCGAGAGAAAAUGAAGUUAUGGGUAGAAAGGUGGGAGGCCGAGAAGAGGAAGAACGGGUUAUUUGAGGUGGAUAAUGAAGCAAUUUGCUGGUAA